Aureobasidium uvarum is the source of this 357-nucleotide messenger RNA. NCBI's taxonomy places the organism in Eukaryota, Fungi, Ascomycota, Dothideomycetes, Dothideales, Saccotheciaceae. The record is from the annotation of a GenBank genome assembly.
ACUAGACUCUCAACCACUGUUCCCGGAACCGCACCUUUUCGCGAGCGCAACUAUGUCGGCAUCUCAGCAGCCAAGCAGGCCAUACUUUCACAACGGUCAAGCCCUCUCAGCCUUUCGCCUAUUCGUCUUGAUUCUACUAGUGCUGAUAUCCACCUUUUCUCUUCUAGNUUUGAUCCUGCUGCUGCAGCUGCUGCAUCGCCGUUUAAUGCUAGCAACAAGACUCCCGGCAGGAGACCUGGCUGGGGCUUUGGAGGCAGCAGCGGUAAUGGCGGUAGAGGUGGAGGUCCUCCUCCCGGUGGCCGCAAGGUUGGCAGAGUGGACGAUGUGAGAGGGCCCGAGUGUAAAUCCUGCAAGUGA